AUGUCUGGUGAAACCAAAACCAGCGCCCCGCGCUAUGAUCCCAACUUCACCCAAAAUGUCAUCAAUGCCAUGGGCCCCAAGACAUCCCCCCGGAUGCGGGAAGUCAUGACCAGCUUGACCAGACACCUCCACGACUUUGCUCGAGAAGUUGAGUUGACCGUGGACGAAUGGGCCGAGGGUGUUCAGCUGCUCAACUGGGCUGGCCAGAUGAGCAACGACAGACGAAAUGAGGGUCAACUAGUGUGCGACGUUGUCGGCUUGGAGACGCUCGUGGACGAGAUCACAUACAAGAAGGCUGCCGAAGCUGCCGAUCUGGCCACUCAGAGUGCCAUCCUGGGUCCCUUCUUUCAGACUGACCAUACCAUCCGAAAGAAAGGCGACAGCAUCGCGGACAACACGCCGGACGAUGCCGAAGUUGUGUAUCUAUAUGGUCAAGUUGUGGAUGUCACGACCAAGAAACCGUUGGCGAAUGCGUCAGUUGAUGUGUGGCAAGCAUCCACAAAUGGAUUGUACGAACAACAGGACGAGAACCAGCCCAAGUCGAACCUAUGCGGCAAGUUCUACACGGACGAGAACGGAGAGUACGGUUUCUACUGUCUGAGACCGACUCCUUACCCUAUUCCAUACGACGGACCAGCUGGCAAACUGCUGCAAUUGCUCGACAGACACCCAUAUCGACCCGCCCACAUUCAUUUCAUCGUGUUGGCUGAGGGUUUCAAACCCAUAACGACCCAGAUAUUCGACAAGGAUAGCAAGUACCUCGAUGACGACUCGGUCUUUGCGGUCAAGGAUUCUUUGAUUGUCGAAUUCGUCCCCCGGCAAGGUGACGAGAAGGCCAAAAAGGAACUGAGAUAUGACAUCGGAAUGGCCCCGCUGUCCGCCAAAGGAGAAUCCGGUGAAGCGCUGGUGACCGAAGUUUUCUCAUGCCCGCUUCCGACGCUUCCCAAGUUGAUCACCGAACCUCCAUUUCCCAAACUCCACGAAGGUGCCAUAUCCGAGUUCUCUCACCCACCUGCACCCAUCAAAAUCCCCGGAAAGCGACCCCCUCCGAGUGGCCCCAUGCCUCGUCCACGCGUCAAGGACGAAGACCGGAAACGAGUGGCGCGGGCCUGUGACACCUGCAAGCGGAGGAAGGAAAAAUGCGAUGGCCAACAACCUUGCUUGCUCUGCAAGCGACGGUGUCGCGAGGCUGAAUGCAUCUUCACCGAAGCCUACUCCAAGCGAAGCUCACAGCGCCAGAGCAGCACGGCGUCGUCUCAUCCCAUCACCCUCAAGGAUGCCUUGAACGAGAACAACGAUGCCGAGAUCGCCAUUGAAUCGCUCCUGACGCUGUCGGGUUCGAGAAGCGCUCCAAAGUCUCCCCAGUAUGAAAAGGAUCCGGACGCCCUCGUGUCGAGAGCGCCGGUGCCGAAGCUGGCCAGACUGCUCCGGGAUGGUCGCGGCAAGUUCAUCUUUGUAGGUGACUCGAGCAACCUGGCGUUUGUCCAGAACAUCCGCCGCUUAGUAAAGGCAGAGAUAGGGGAGUGUCAAUUGACCUCCGACCCCCUGCGGCAUGCUAUGUGCGAAGUAAUUCCACCUCCUAAGGCGCCAACGCCUGCUCAGUCGCAACAUCCCAAACCCAGCUUGGCCGAGGCUCAGGAUCUGAUCAAACAUUAUCUACUGGCGUCGAGUGGUGUGAUUGAUCUGUUCGACCCUGACGACAUCACCCAGCAUCUGUGUGCAUGGACGUGCGAUCCGGCCGCUGAAACGGAUUUUAACAGUUCCAUAUAUUAUCUGGUCAUGGCCAUCGGAGCCUUGACUCGCGACGCGACCGACCUGGAUCAGGCCGAGUUUUACUUCUCACGUGGUCGAGAAAUUGGAGUCUCGAGUUUCUUGGAAGACCCCAGCGUCCUGACUGUUCAAGCGUACGCCCUGAUCACGUUCUACAUGUUGUCCGCUGUGAGACGAAAUGGCGCAUUUAUGCUGCUGGGCAUCGCCGUGCGAGCUGCAUAUGCUCUAGGAUUGCACAGGAGCGAUAUAUCAAACCUGUUCGAGCCGAGAGAAAGGCUGGCGCGAGAACGAGUGUGGAAGAGCUUGCGUGUCCUCGACCUGUACAUGAGCGGCUCACUUGGCCGACCACCAGCAACAUCAGAAGUCGAUGGGGGAAGCGUGUCUUGGAAUCGAUCGACCAGAGACUACGAAGAUAUCCAGAUGAAUGGACGCAAUACCUCGGCGACACUCAGGAUAUGUUUCAUCUUUGAGCGGAUCUUGAACGAGGUCUAUUGUCGUCGAGAAGUCUCGGUUCAGCUUGUGGAGAGCAUCUCCCGACAAUACCGAGACUGGACCAUGCAACUGCCAGCAGGCCUGCAAGCUGACAGUCUGGACCAGAAGGGCGGCUCUACUGCUCCGACACUGACACAAACCAUCGGCAUCGCCCAUCUAAAGGGUUCUUAUUAUUGGUCGAUCAUUCUUCUGACAAGACCAUUUCUGAUCUUCAAGGUAUCCUCGAAGAUCAAAGGCCGUUCUGACGACGAGGACAGCGCUGGGAACUCGGUAACCAUGACUCUCAGCGAAGCCUGUAUUGACGCUGCGCUGAGGAGUGUUGAGAUCGCAACUGAUAUUGUUCAUACCCCGGGAGUACCCAAACGACUGUUCAUGAUCACCAACAGCGCAUUCAUCUCGGCCAUGGUGAUCGGGUUUGCCAUUUUUGGCGACUUCGACAAGUCGUUUCCCUUGCUCAGCAGCAUUUCCCAAGCGGAGGCUAUCUUGGCAAUCAUGGCCAAGGAUGACAUGUCGGCUCGCCGACACUAUGAGAUCACCAGCUAUCUGCGACUUGCCGCGAUCGAGCAUAUUCGACGACGAGACCAGAUGCAGAUGCAGAAACGAAGGCAGGACAUCCACAACAUCUUCGGCGAUCCUAUCAACAAGACAAACGGUACAGACUCAAGCAAAGAAACCACCGGCAAUCACACUCCCAGUCAAGUUUCGGUCACAGAAGCCGCCGCUCCAAACAACAAUGGCACGACGGCCCUGUUCGAUGCCACAGAGGAGUCGGGUGACCCUGCGCCGCCAUGGCAGCUGCGGUUCGACAUGCCGCCCGAGAGCCGCGGUCCUGUACUGACCACCUCUGGAACAUUGGCGUACAAUGACGAGGACGCCGCAGAUCCGAUCCCGCCGUUCCCGCGAGCCGAUUUCGGUCAGAUGCAAGAAGCUGACUACUUCUCACCGGACGGAUCCGGAAUUCCGAGUCUUCCCUCGUAUACCGAAGAGUUUCCGCUCUUCUCGCUGAUGACAGAGUUCGAUCAGCUGCAGGAUCCUUUCUCGAUGGUCAGGUCAUGA
Fonsecaea erecta is the source of this 3318-nucleotide messenger RNA. RefSeq lists its product as hypothetical. The coding region runs from base 1 to 3318 and encodes 1105 amino acids. NCBI's taxonomy places the organism in Eukaryota, Fungi, Ascomycota, Eurotiomycetes, Chaetothyriales, Herpotrichiellaceae. Gene Ontology annotation, molecular function: DNA-binding transcription factor activity, RNA polymerase II-specific; ferric iron binding; catechol 1,2-dioxygenase activity. The record is from RefSeq and is a predicted model, not a curated record. The transcript has 6 exons. Gene Ontology annotation, biological process: catechol-containing compound metabolic process; DNA-templated transcription; regulation of DNA-templated transcription.